Molecule: messenger RNA, 1655 nt
Organism: Halteromyces radiatus
Lineage: Eukaryota; Fungi; Mucoromycota; Mucoromycetes; Mucorales; Cunninghamellaceae
Product: POT family-domain-containing protein
Exons: 6
Coding region: 146-1570 (474 amino acids)
Biological process (GO): oligopeptide transport; transmembrane transport
Cellular component (GO): fungal-type vacuole; plasma membrane
Molecular function (GO): dipeptide transmembrane transporter activity; tripeptide transmembrane transporter activity
Source: RefSeq, a predicted model, not a curated record
ACUCUCUUAUUAUGGUGGAUCAGCCCCAUUUCAAAAUUACGUUCAGUUUGGACCGAAUGAUGCUACUGUAGGCAAAUUAGGCAAAGGACAAUCAGUAGCUACGGCUUUACAAAACUUCUUUACUUUCUUUUGUUACUUUACUCCUAUGCUUGGAGCCAUUGUUGCUGAUCAAUAUAUUGGUCGUUACUGGACUAUUCUUAUCUUUUCUACUGUUUAUUUGAUCGGUUGGAUUAUUCUUACUUGUACUUCUCUUCCAUCUGCCAUUGAAGCUGGUGCUGGUUUUCCUGGUUACGUAGUUGCUUUGGUAGUGAUUGGCUUUGGUACGGGUGGUAUUAAAGGUAUUGUAUCACCUUUAUGCGCUGAUCAAUAUAAAUAUGAUCAUGAUUAUAUCAAGGAAUUGAAAACUGGUGAAAAAGUAGUGGUGGAUUACUCUCUUUCCAUUCAACGUCUUUAUAAUUGGUUCUAUUGGGCUAUCAAUAUUGGUUCUCUUGUUGGUGGUGUUGUUUGUCCUUUACUUGAAUUAAAUGUAGAUUUCUGGGCUGCUUAUCUAUUACCUACCAUCAUGUUAUUGGUAUCCAUCAUUGUAUUUGUGUCUGGUAGCAAACUCUAUUACAAGCCACCACCAACAGGCUCUAUUAUUCUCAAGGCUUUUAGUGUCAUCAGACAAGCAUGGAGACAAAAGAAUCUACCUGGCAAUAGAGAAGCUCGUAGGGUUUGCAAGGAUUUUAUGGACUUUGCUAAAAGAGAUUCUGGCUUACCAGGUGUGGUGGAAUGGGAUGCGGAAAUGACGGAAAAGGCGGCUCAUUGGGACGAUCAAUUUGUGGAUGAACUCAAACAAGCUAUCAUGGCAUGCAAGAUCUUCGUGCCUUUGUCGAUCUAUUGGGUGUGUUACAACAAUCUUAGCAACAAUCUUAUCAGUCAAGCUGCAGUUAUGGCUAGACCGUCCAGUUUACCUAACAACAUUAUGAACAACUUUGACCCUAUAGCUUUAUUGAUCUUUAUUCCCAUUGUUGAUUUGGUACUCUAUCCUUAUUUACGCAGCAAGAAAAUCAACUUUUUCCCUCAACAACGUAUCACUGUUGGUUUCUUCCUUGGUUCUUUAUCUAUGGUCUAUGCUGCUGUUGUACAACAUUAUAUUUACAUGGAUCCUCUCUUUAUUGAAACUGGUGAUUCUUCUAACGUGUCUGUGUUUAUUCAAAUUCCUUGUUAUGUAUUGAUUGCCUUUAGUGAAAUCUUUGCCUCCAUUACAUCUAUUGAAUACGCUUAUACCCAUGCUCCCAAAUCGAUGAAAUCACUGGUAUCAGCAUUAUCAUUAUGGCCCAAUUGUAUUGCAGCAUUGAUUUCUCUCGCCAUUUCACCUGCCUCUCAAGAUCCUAAUAUGGUGUGGGUAUAUACCGGUGUUGCAUGUGGUGCUUUUGCAUGUGGUAUCCUCUACUACAUCCUCUUCCGCCAUUAUGAUGAUAUUGAUGAAGAAUUCCGUCUUGCCAAGCUGGCUGAAUCUUCUAAACCUGCCGUUGCUUUGGAUCCUAUGACCAUGGAUACUCCUUGGGAUAAGAAUGCUCUUUUAUAGAUUUAGAAAUAUAUAUGUAGUUGUAGUUUAUUUUAUUUUGUAUUAUUAUUUCUUGGAAAAAAUAAAGGAUGCCUAUUUUUGGAAA